Molecule: messenger RNA, 1529 nt
Organism: Synchiropus splendidus (mandarinfish)
Lineage: Eukaryota; Metazoa; Chordata; Actinopteri; Syngnathiformes; Callionymidae
Gene: mzt2b
Product: mitotic spindle organizing protein 2B
Exons: 6
Coding region: 165-749 (194 amino acids)
Cellular component (GO): spindle; centrosome
Source: RefSeq, a predicted model, not a curated record
UUUGGAAGAAAUAGUCUCGACCCCUUAUUGAAAAGAUUCCAGAAACUAUUUGCUAUUCAAACUCUGCCCCCACGCGCACGUGGAUGACGUUUAUUGUUCGCGACCCGGCUACCUAAACAGAAGCUACCCGAGCAGCGAUACAUUUCUCUGCUGCCUCGUCACUGAUGUCCCAACAAGGAGCGCCGGCUGCAGGGGCCGCCCCAGACUCCCCAUCGCUGCUCGUCACAUCCAAUGUACAGAAGUACGCCAUUAAGAAGAAAAAGGUUCUGACAUCGGAGGAGAGCGAACUGUUCGAACUGACACAGGCUGCGGGAGUCACCAUGGACCAGGAGGUCUUCAAGAUCAUUGUGGACCUGCUGAAAAUGAAUGUGGCUCCUCAGGCCGUCUACCAGACCCUGAAGGCGAUGUGUGCUGGACAAAAAGUUUCUGAAGGUGCUGGUGGAGAUGCCACCUCACACACAGCUGCUCCCACAGAGGUCAAAGAAGAGGAUUCUCUGGUUUCAGGGAAAAGCCCCAAAAUGUCAGCACCAGCAGCCUCCAAAAGUGCUCGGGUCAACACUAAGAUCGUGGUCUAUGGGCCUCAGGAGGCCGCACACUCUCAAGUGCGCAGUAAAAGUGGGGUGAGCCACAGCGAAAAGUCCCGGGAGCCAUCCAGCCAGCGGGUGCAGCGACAGCCCAGCGCCACAAGGGGGCAGAAGACGAAGAGCUCAGGCAGCAGUAGCUCCUCGUCACAGAUAAACUCCACCUAAUCCUUAGCUCGCUGCGUUCAUGGAAUACCUGGAAACCUGCCUUCCACGUGCUGCUAGGGAACCACCAUCAUGACUGCUGACGUGAAGAAUGGCUGAAUAUGAGGGUCAAGCUUUAUUUGAAUCAUUCGGAUCUGAACCCAUCAACAUUUCUCACUCAGUUUGCCUUUGUAUAAAUGGGACAUUGACUCAAACAGAAUUUAAGGGCGGAUAUAGUUUGUAAACAGAGGGGGCUCUAUGGUUAUUUUAGAUUUAUAUCUAAAAAAAAUAAAAACAUAUUACAGGAUAAAUCAGCUUUUCUAACAAUUUAAAUCGUAUUUAAAGUCUUGGUGGUUAUAAUAAAUGAUGAGGCAUGUUAAAAGGUGAACCAUGCGACAUUAAAAACUAACAAACUGGGACGAUUGUUCAGUACCCUCUUUGUCCGUCUGAAACUUUCCAUCAUUUACAUUUGUAUUACUGUCUGUUAGUUUCAAAGAAAGAUACAUUGACAAAUAAACUGAAUCUGAAACUGAAUUAAAUACUUUUUUCCCCUUUGGGAUGCGUUUGCUCAGCACUGCUGCAGAGCCGAACUUCACCGAUAGGGGUCAGUGUGGAUCCAGCCUCCUCCUCGCCCGGAUCCUCUGUUUCCAGCUUAUUUAUAUAUUCUUGGAUGUUUAUUUUUGUUUUGAGUGAAUUUCAUCGGCACCGCAGACUGUUCCAUUAAAUAGUGAGCGUUAUCCUUCACUCAGCGCCAACUGUACACGCUAUAUGCGCCAUUAAUCAAUAGAGGCGAUGACGCUGUUG